AAUUCACAAGUUUGCAUUUGUGUAUAGCGCCCUCUGUCAGAUGACUUUUGAGGACACAACUGAGCCACGAACAAACACACAUUAGCACAUGUAAAAUCCCUUCAUGUCAGACAUCUUUGGACGAUAUUUUCUGAGAAUCGUUUGAGGUUUUGUCUCUUUUGAGACCCAAGAAACUGAAAUAAGAGGGAAAGGAUGCAAGGAGUUUUCACGAAGCCACUGCGAACCAUUUCAUGGAAGACUUGCGAAUCAUUUUCAUGGAAUAAAUGCGAGAUGUUAUAAUCAACGGCUUCUGUAGAGACCCUUGUUUACUCCUUAGUUACCGACCUUUGACCUAGAUGUGACCUGUGACCUAGAUGUGACCUGUGACCCCCUGCGAAACCCCUAGUAGUAGCACUACGAACACCUAAAAGACUGCACCUCGAAAUUGAUUUAGUGCUGCCGCUACAGUGAAAACUCCUGCGUAACUUAAGCAGUCUUUGCUACAAGAACUUCCCCCUGCGUGAUCAGUGAUUGUGCGACACAUCCUCACAUCUGGAGACGAGGCUGUACCUGCGUUGAGUACUGAUGAGAUGGCUUCACUCUUGUAGCUGCGACACGAGUGCCCGUUCCGGUACCAUCAACCAUCGACCCUGCGACCCUGCGACCUGUCGUCCGUUGCGACCGUGACUUCCGUCCUACCGGACAUCAUGGACAUGGGAUUUCUUGAUCAUCAAGACUUCAUCGUGGAUCUUUGAACUGGACAGUAAAAACUGAGUUUGCGUCUAUUUGUGCAUUUUGAAUUGCAUAAUUGUAAUUUGCAUUUGUGAUUUGAUGCAAAUUGUUAUUUGAUUUGAGCUUUGUUGAUAACAAUUCAGAAUUUGUUCCAGAAUAUAAAUAUACUGUAUGCGAUACAUGUACACUGAAUUAUAGUGGUAUUGAGAUCAAUCACAUUGUUUGCCAUUUUCCGUUCACGUGCGAAGUGUAUUUUACUACAAGUAUUGCAUGUACAUGUGUAGUGCUAGUUACAUGUACAUGUACAUGUACAUAGGUGUGUAUCAUUGAACAUACAUGGUGUAUAUGCAAUUGUUUUACAUGUAAGUUGGAUUUGGUGAUACAAGUAGAUUGCACAAAUUUAUUUGUGUUUAUAAUUGUACCUUUUGUUGAUUUUACACCCAUUGAAUUUGAGCAAAGAGUUACAUACUAGAUAGUAUUAACUGUUUGUUGAUUAAGUUUUGAAACUUGAUAUACAUGUAAGUCUACAUCAGUACAUGUGUUCUGUACGCCAUGGCUGACUCAACAGAAGAACGAAAGCAGUCUUCGCCUACACCCUUCCUCGUUCCUACACCAGAAAUUCCGGAAACACCAGAUGCGCAACCCCCCUCUAGUGAACUGACAUCAAUACUCUGCAACCCACAGCUUCUUCAGCAAAUUAGAGAUCAUAUCUUGAGCAAAGAAGAACGCCUCAGCGGACGUUCAAGAGCCACCAGAUCUUCAAGGCAAUCUUCAAGAUUUUCAGGAGUUUCGGUCAAGGCAACGCUUGCUGCCGAGGCAGCUGCCUUGAAAGCGAGGCUUGAGUUUGCAGAUGUUGAAGGAAAACAGAGAGCAGAGGUCGAACGGCAACAAGCUGAACUCAAGAAAAUCCAAACUUUGACAGACCUGCAUGAAACCGAAGCAAGGUUAAAGGCCAUCGAGCAAUCAGAACGAGAAGAAUAUGCUGAAAUUGUGAUUGAUGCUGUGAAGGAAACAGACAGCAAAACUUCACUAGUAGAAGAAUACAUCAAAUCCCUGCCUACCCCGAACGCUACUCAUGGAGCGGAUGAGUCUGCAGUAAAGUCAGUCUCACCAGUAGGAACACCGGAAAUUCCACAGCCAGACCAAGACUCUAGUACAUCACAGCAGCAGAUCAAAAACGAGUUGAGAACGCCCAGUCCACAGACUACGCUGCAAGAUCUCACAAAGACGUUUGCAGAGCAGAUAAACCUGAGUCGUCUACCGACGCCAGAGCCUGGUGUAUUUACUGCCGACCCCCUUAAGUAUCCAAGAUGGAAGCGUGCCUUCGAAAUACUCAUCGAACAGAGGGGCAUCCCACGCUCAGAGAGACUCCACUACCUACAAAAGUACCUGGGUGGAGCUGUGAAGGAGUCCAUUGAAGGCUACUUCUUCCUCUCAACUGACGAUGCAUUUGACAAGGCAAAGGAGCUUCUUGAGAAGAGAUUUGGUGAUCCCUUUGUUGUCGCCAACGCUUUCCGCAACAAGCUGGAAUCAUGGCCCAAGAUCUCUCCUCGUGAUGGAACUGGGAUGCGAAAUCUUGCUGACUUCCUCGGUCAGUGCCAGGUGGCUAUGGAGACAAUUGGUAGCCUCCAGGUACUCGAUGACGAAAGAGAGAACAGAAAAGUACUCGUCAAGCUCCCUGACUGGUUGAUCAACAAAUGGGCUAGAAAGGCUGUGGAGUUCAAAGAAAAACAGAAGAAGUAUCCUCCAUUCAGCGACUUUGUAAAGUUCAUGCAACUGGAGGCCAAGAUUGCAUGCGACCCUGUGACUUCGAUACAAGGACUCAGGGGACAAGACAGACAAAACGACAAAGGUGAAAGGAAAAGAACCCCUGGAGGGAGUUCCUUCUCAACCAGUGCGAAUGAGGCAACAAAGAACAGCAACACAGGAAGGGGGAUCCAGAAUCCGAAGUCCUGCCUUCUCUGUAGCAAGAAUCACAACUUGGGCGAUUGCUGGGAAUUUCUGAAACAGCCAUUGGAAGAGCGCAAGACUUUUGCGAUGAAAAAGGGGCUUUGUUUCGGAUGUCUUAGCCAAGGGCAUAUGUCAAAGCACUGCAAACGGAGAGCCACGUGCAAAACCUGUGCAAAGUCUCAUCCGACAGCUCUUCAUGGAGACAUAAGAAAGACAGAGAAACCCACAGAAGGUGGAAAAAAUCCUCAGCAGAAUUCUGAGAAGCAGCAAACAUCUGUCAGCUCCCACACAGGUGUUAGUCAUCUUAGUGGAACGAGCAACUGCUGUAAAAGUUCGAUGAUCGUCCCAGUAUGGGUCUCACAUCGUGAUAAACCGGAGAAAGAGAGGCUGGUCUAUGCGCUCUUGGACACUCAGUCAGAUACGACAUUCAUUUUGGACAGCACUUGCGAGGCAUUGGAUCUACAGGGUACCAAGGUCAAUUUACUGCUGUCCACCAUGUUUGCGGAGGAUCAGAAGGUAGCAAGCAGAAAGAUAGAUGGGCUGAUAGUGCGUGGGUUCGACAGCCAUCUAAAGAUUUCGCUACCAGCUGCAUACUCAAGGGAAAUAAUGCCAGCCAACCGUUCUCAUAUCCCGACCUCAGAGAUGGCCAGGAAGUGGCCACACUUGGAGAAGCUUGCUGAUUUGUUGAUGCCUUCGACUGACUGCGAAGUAGGCAUUCUCAUCGGCUAUAAUUGUCCGCGUGCCUUGGCACCUUGUGAUGUCGUUCCUCCUGUCAACAAUGGACCAUAUGGUCAAAGGACCGUCCUUGGCUGGGGCAUCGUUGGUAUUGUAGACCCAAACCAGUGCGAAGUCGACGACUGUGAUCCCAUUGGUGUGAGUCACAGAAUUCUGAUCCAUGAAGUACCAUCGUUUUUGACAGUUGGUGAAAGUCCAAAGGGAUGUACAGAAGAGAAUGUUGAUAACAUUCAAUUCUCCUUCAGAAGUCGUGUAAAGGAGAUGGUCAGUCCCUACGAAGUUGCACAAAUGAUGGAACUAGACUUCUCUGAGCGAAAGUCAGACGAGAUUGCACUGUCUCAAGACGACCGUAAGUUCUUGACCAAGAUGGAGGAGGGUAUUCAUCAAAGAUGCGACAGUCACUUUGUCAUGCCGUUACCCUUCAAGGAAGCAGAACCUAAACUUCCAAACAACAAGAUUCAAGCUCUUCAGCGUCUCAAGCAGCUAAAGGGCCGGUUCAAGAAGAACCCGCAGUAUCACAGCGAGUACAAUGCCUUCAUGAAUAACAUCAUCAAGAGUGGCUAUGCUCAGAAGGUUCCUGAUUCCGAGCUUGAUGUCUCUGAUGACUGUGUAUGGUACAUACCCCAUCAUGGUGUCUACCGUCCGAAAAAACCUGAGAAAAUCAGAGUGGUCUUUGACUGCAGUGCCAAGUUUGAAGGAAAGUCUUUGAAUGACUAUCUCCUACAGGGUCCUGACCUGACCAACACACUUGUGGGUGUCCUAUGUAGAUUUCGACAACAACCGAUCGCCUUUAUGUGCGACAUAGAGCAGAUGUUUUACCAGUUCUAUGUGAUUCCAGACCACCGGAAGUUCCUUCGAUUCUUGUGGUGGGAAAAGGGAGACCCUGAAGCUGAACCAAAGGAGUUCCAGAUGAAUGUCCAUCUGUUUGGUGCGGCAUCAUCCCCUGGGUGUGCGAACUUUGGUCUCAAACAAAUUGCGAACAGCUACGAAGAAGAAUGUGGUUCUGCAGCUGCGAACUUUGUGCGAAAUGACUUCUAUGUGGAUGACGGUCUGAGAUCUGUUUCCACCAGCGAAGAAGCCAUUGAGUUGAUAACGAAGACCAAGGAUCUCUGUGGCAGAGGUGGUUUGCGAUUGCAUAAGUUUGUCUCCAAUUCACGAGAAGUGAUGGAAGCAGUUUCGCCACAGGAUCGUGCCAAAGGAAUCAAGGAUCUUGACUUGCGUCACGACUCUCUCCCCAUCGAGCGAGCACUUGGCGUCCACUGGUGUAUCGAGUCGGACACAUUCCAGUUUCGAAUCAUUCUGAAGGACCAACCACUCACAAGACGAGGAAUCCUUUCCACGAUCAGUUCGGUAUAUGAUCCUCUUGGAUUUGUGAGUCCUGUUCUGUUGGUUGGUAAGCAGAUAUUACAGGAGCUGUGCAGAAAUCAGGCAGAGUGGGAUGAUCCACUUCCUGAAUCCUUACGGCCAACUUGGGAACGGUGGAGGAGUGAUUUGGCUCUUUUAGAGAACUUCAAGAUGCGACGAUGCUUUCUUCCGGAGAAUUUUGGUCGUGUUGAAUCAGUAGAGAUUCAUCAUUUCUCUGAUGCGAGUACCACUGGCUAUGCCCAAUGUUCAUACCUGAGACUCACCGAUGACCAGCGAAGAGUACACUGCAGCCUCAUCAUGGGGAAAUGCAGAGUUUGUCCUCUGAAGCCAGUUUCUGUGCCACGCCUUGAGCUAACAGCUGCGGUGGUGUCGGUCCGUGUCAGUGCUCUGUUACAGAAGGAGCUCGAGUAUGAGAAUGUCUAUGAGGUCUUCUGGACCGACAGUAGAGUAGUGUUGGGCUACAUUGCCAAUGAUGCACGGAGAUUCCAUGUUUUUGUUGCGAAUCGGGUACAGCGUAUCAGAGACCACACCAAGCCUUCCCAGUGGCGACAUGUUGCUACAGAUGUUAAUCCGGCAGAUGACGGAUCAAGGGGUCUUGGAGUUGAGGAAUUGAUGAACAAAUCAAGGUGGCUUGUUGGACCUAACUUUCUGUGGGAAGAGCAGGUUCCUAUCACACUCGAAGCCAGCAGUCCAACCAUUUCUCCAGAGGAUCCGGAGGUGAAGAAGGUCAAGAGCCUUGCUACACAGACUGCGAAGCAGACAUUCGAGCUUGAACGUCUUGAGCGCUUCUCUGAAUGGCAUCAAGCCAAGAGAGCUAUAGCGACUUGUCUGAAGUUCAAGUCUCUCCUGAUGAAGCGUUCCAUAAAGAAACCACAGCCAAAUUCGAUCCAGGCUCUACGAAAAGAUGCGAUUCCUCUUUACAAACCUGUGAUGGUAGAGGACAUGUGCCAAGCGGAACUAGAAAUCCUGAGACUGGUGCAGAAAGAAGCCUUUGCAGAGGAAAUCAAAAUCCUGCAAUCUUUCAAGGUCAACAGCGACAACCCUAGUAGAUCCAAGGUUCGAGAGCGUAACAAAGUCAUGAAGACUAAGAGUUGUCUCUACAAAUUGGACCCAUUUCUGGAUGCUGACAACAUUCUGCGAGUUGGAGGCCGCAUUAGAAGGGCUGGGUUUCCUUCUAACUUCAAACACCCAGCUGUCUUGCCCAGAAAGCACCACAUCACCGAAUUGAUCAUUCGACAUUGCCAUCAGCAAACCCAACAUCAGGGUCGGGGCAUGACCGUGAAUCAAAUCCGAAUGAAUGGCUUUUGGAUUAUUGGCUGUAGCUCGGCUGUUUCCUACUACAUAUCCAAAUGCGUACGAUGCAGGAAGCUCUUCGGCCAAGUUCAAGAGCAGAAAAUGGCGGACCUGCCGGAAGACCGUCUCGAACCGGCACCACCAUUUACCAACUGUGGCGUGGACUUCUUUGGUCCUUGGUACAUCAAAGAAGGAAGAAAGGAAUUAAAGAGAUACGGAGUUCUCUUCACGUGCAUGGCAACACGUGCCAUUCACAUCGAAACAGCAGCAAGUCUCAGCUCAGACUCCUUCAUCAACGCUGUACGGAGAUUCAUUUCCAUUCGUGGGCCCAUACGACAGCUGAGAUCUGAUAGAGGCACGAACUUCAUUGGGGCAGAGUCCGAGCUCAAAGAAGCUGUCGCUGAAAUGGACCAUAGCUCUGCGAGGCAGUUUCUCCUGAAGGAGGGAUGCGAUUACAGCCACUAUGAAGUCAAGAUGAAAGCUCCAUCAGCCAGCCAUACAGGAGGAGCAUGGGAACGACAGAUACGUUCGGUGCGUAGAGUUCUGGGGCCACUGAUGCAUCAGGCAGGCUCUCAGCUUGAUGACGAGUCUUUGAGAACACUGAUGUGUGAAGCAGCUGCAAUUGUUAACAGUAGACCUCUUACAGUGGACAACUUGAAUGACCCAACUUCGCUUGCGCCACUUACCCCAAAUCACCUGUUGACGAUGAAAUCCACUAUCAUCUUGCCACCGCCUGGAAGGUUCCAGCGUACUGACAUAUACUCCCGUAAACGAUGGCGUCGAGUUCAAUACAUGACGAAUGAGUUUUGGUCACGAUGGAGGAAGGAGUUUAUUCAAAACCUCCAACUGCGUCAAAAGUGGAUACGACCACAGGAUGACCUUCACAUUGGGGACAUUGUCAUCAUCAAAGACGAGAAUCUUCCUCGCAAUCAAUGGUUGCUUGCUCGGAUUGCUCAGGUGUUCCCAGGCGAGGACAAUCAUGUAAGGAGGGUCAAACUCGCUAUUGGUGACCCCCACUUGGACGACAAGGGAAAGCGAGUCCAUUCUGAGAAGUUCCUGGAGCGUCCCAUUCAGAAGCUAGUCUUACUUGUGGAGGACUUGGAGACCAGGGGAAUCCCCGACGAGGAGCCCUGA
Patiria miniata (bat star) is the source of this 7188-nucleotide messenger RNA. RefSeq lists its product as uncharacterized. Gene Ontology annotation, molecular function: nucleic acid binding. Lineage: Eukaryota; Metazoa; Echinodermata; Asteroidea; Valvatida; Asterinidae. Bases 1264 to 7188 code for a protein of 1974 amino acids. The record is from RefSeq and is a predicted model, not a curated record. Gene Ontology annotation, biological process: DNA integration. The transcript has 2 exons.